CGGGAGGAUCCGUAAUGACUCACUGAACACUAAAUGCACCGUAAAGACCUUAAAAGAAAAACGUAAAAUCAUGUGACAGGAAAAUGGAUCCGUUCAUCAUUGAUGGUGAACACGUGAAGAUAGAGAGGCAGCCCCAUGCAGCGUUUAUGGGGACCAGUUGCCUUCUAGACGGUGAAGUCAGUAAUUGGAGGUGCGGUGCUUCGAUAAUCACUCAAAACAUAGUCAUGACAGCGGCACAUUGCUUGAAGUGUUGCGGAAAUGGUAUUAUUAAAGGAAUCUUAAUUCACACCGGCCACGAGAACAAGGAUCUAGGUAUAACGUCAUCGGGUCAUAAAUACGCAAUACAUUCUGGCCAUGACAGCGAAUCAGCGGUGUAUGAUAUAGCGCUGGUGCUGCUAAAAACACAAUUAAAGCUAAGCGCGAACUGCAGCAGAGUUGCGCUCAUGAAAUACCCACCGUAUGACGAAGAAGCUUACGUUUCCGGCUGGGGAUUUGUUAAUGAAGAGAAACAGAUCGCGACGAAUUACCUUCAAGAAGCUAGAGAGAAGAUUAUGACCAGAAAAUCAUGUUCUCAAAUUCUCAGACAUACCGCACUUAAUGGCNCAUUGGCGAUGGCACCAAGAGCCAAGGCCCAAACCCGGCCAUGGACGCCGUCCGGGCCAGAUGCAGUGUCCUUUGCGCACAUUUUGCGUACUGCCACACGGAGCUCCGCCCCUGUUAUAUGGGGCACCUCAGCAGGGGCAUCGCCGUCGUAUUCCAGCAGCGCGCCCAUAGCGGGAGCGACAAAUCCCCCCUGCUCCUGCGGGAACAGCGCCGAGACGUGA
This is a messenger RNA of Bombyx mandarina (wild silkworm), 824 nucleotides long. Its product is annotated as chymotrypsin-like. Gene Ontology annotation, molecular function: serine-type endopeptidase activity. Gene Ontology annotation, biological process: proteolysis. Lineage: Eukaryota; Metazoa; Arthropoda; Insecta; Lepidoptera; Bombycidae. The record is from RefSeq and is a predicted model, not a curated record.